Molecule: messenger RNA, 372 nt
Organism: Arachis duranensis
Lineage: Eukaryota; Viridiplantae; Streptophyta; Magnoliopsida; Fabales; Fabaceae
Exons: 2
Coding region: 1-372 (123 amino acids)
Source: RefSeq, a predicted model, not a curated record
AUGGUGCUUGAACAUAAAGCAUUAUGGGCUCUAAAGAUGUUGAACUUUGAUAAUCAAGCAGCUGGAGAAAGAAGGUUCUUGCAACUCAAUGAGUUAGAAGAAUUCAAAUCUCAAGCUUAUAAAAUUGCCAAGAUUUACAAGGAGAAAACAAGGAGAUGGCAUGAUCAAAAGCUGGCAAGAAGAGAGUUUGUAGAAGGGAAGCUAAAGUCAAGAUGGUCUGGACCAUUCACAAUCAUCAAGGCCUGUCCUUAUGGUCAUGUAGAGCUUAUGGAUGACAAAACACAGAGGACUUUCACUAUCAAUGGCCACAAACUCAAGCACUACUUAGGAGACUCACUAGAUGAGCAAAGAGUGAACUAUAACAUCAGCUGA